AUGCCGUUUGGAUUGUGCAAUGCUCCAGCAACGUUUGAAAGGUUGAUGGAGCUUGUACUUACCGGGCUAAUUGGAGAUGCCUGUCUGGUCUAUUUGGAUGACAUCAUCAUCGUAGGCCGUACGUUUGAGGAACACCUUCAAAACCUGGAACGUGUGCUCACAAAGAUCCAGAGUGCCAACCUCAAGUUGAGUCCGAAGAAGUGCUCACUAUUCAAACGGCAAGUUAGUUUUUUGGGGUAUGUAGUGUCGGAAGAAGAUAUCCGCACGGAUCCAGAGAAAAUUGCCGCUGUCAAGGAGUGGCCGGUUCCAAAAGACAAGACGCAGGUUAGAGCAUUUUUGGGUUUGUGCUCUUAUUAUCGGCGAUUUGUGAAGAACUUUGCAGAUAUAGCCAAACCUCUGCACAAGCUAACCGAGGAGAAGCGACAUUUCUGCUGGGAUGAAAGUUGCGAUAUUGCAUUCCAGGAGCUCAAGAACCGUCUGUGCAAAACGCCUAUUUUGGGGUACCCUGAUGCGGGCAAGGAAUUCAUAGUUGACACAGACGCAAGUGAUAUAGGACUUGACGGUGUGUUGUCUCAACGGAAUGGUGAUCAAGAGAUUGUGAUAGCGUACUUCAGCAAGUCGUUGUCAAAGCCGGAAAGGAACUAUUGUGUCACAAGACGGGAAUUGCUUGCUGUGGUAAAGUCCUUGCAGCAUUUUAGCAAAUAUCUCCUGGGGCGGAAAUUCUACUUACGAACUGACCAUGCUGCACUGAAAUGGCUAUUGCACUUCAAAAAUCCGGAAGGACAAGUUGCGAGAUGGAUUGAACUACUACAGGAAUACGACUUUGUGAUCGAACAUCGCAACGGGAAAUCUCAUGGCAAUGCAGAUGCAUUAUCAAGAAGACCUUGCCCUGAAGAUUGCAAGCAUUGUACUAGGCAAGAGGGUAAAGAAGUGGUAUCUGCGAGGAUAUUCAGGACAGACCAGCUCAGCAAUGAAUGGAAGGACAGCCUACAACAUGCACAGCAGGAAGAUUCGGACAUUAAGCCGAUUCUGGAAUGGAUGAAGGCCAGUGCUCCUAAGCCCAAGUGGAGCGACGUCUCAGCAAUGAGUUCGACCACGAAAAGCUAUUGGGCCAAAUGGGACAGCUUGCUGAUUCAGGAUGGAGUCCUGUGCCGCAAAUGGGAAAAUGGUCGGGGAGACAGGUGUCAUUUGCAAAUGGUUGUCCCUAAGGCUAAAAUGCCGGAUGUUCUACAGCUGUACCAUAGUGGUUGUUCAGGAGGCCACCUGGGAGUUAAACGAACUCUCCGGAAGAUCCGAGAACGGUUUUACUGGGUCCACUGUCGUGACGAUGUCGAGGACUGGUGCCGCAAAUGUACAGUUGUGCGGCUGUAA
Messenger RNA from Parnassius mnemosyne (clouded apollo), 1371 nucleotides. The record is from the annotation of a GenBank genome assembly. NCBI's taxonomy places the organism in Eukaryota, Metazoa, Arthropoda, Insecta, Lepidoptera, Papilionidae.